Tigriopus californicus is the source of this 1477-nucleotide messenger RNA. Its product is annotated as paired box protein Pax-6-like. Bases 144 to 1373 code for a protein of 409 amino acids. The record is from RefSeq and is a predicted model, not a curated record. The transcript is spliced from 4 exons. Gene Ontology annotation, biological process: anatomical structure development; regulation of transcription by RNA polymerase II. Gene Ontology annotation, molecular function: DNA-binding transcription factor activity, RNA polymerase II-specific; RNA polymerase II cis-regulatory region sequence-specific DNA binding. Lineage: Eukaryota; Metazoa; Arthropoda; Copepoda; Harpacticoida; Harpacticidae.
AGAACGAGAGAGAGAGAGAGAGAGAAAGAGAGCUAAUUCAGUCUCUCACCGUUCAUGAAAAAGUGAAGUUGGCGAAAAUUGAUUCGGAGUCAUCUUUUCAUUGACAUUGUUGGGUGGUGCGUGAUCCAAGCCCAGAGUUGGUCAUGAGUAAGAUGUCUCCCGCGCUACCAGUUCAAGCCUCACUCAUGGAUCACCUUCGGGGUCUUCAUGAGAAGGCCGAAGGGGGUUUCGGUAUGGUCACGGACUUUGCCAGCCAAAUGUCCGCCCUCUCGGCACUCAGUGUUCAACAAAGACAGUUUUUGGAACUCCAACAACGCUACCUGAGCUUGAACCGCCUCCCGUGGUUGUCCGGGGGCUCAAACUUGCACCCGGUCAGCGUGGCUCAUACCCUCCCGACCUCAGUGAUGAACCCCGCAACGUCUAGAAUGAGCCCCAGUAUCGCCAACAUGCCACCAAAGAGACCCAAUGGCAUGAUCGGGGGAUCCAAACCCAAAGUAGCCACCCCGGAGGUGGUCGGAAAGAUUGAAUCCUACAAGCACGAAAACCCCACCAUCUUUGCGUGGGAAAUCCGGGAAAAACUCAUCUCUGAUGGUGUGUGCACAAAUGCGACAGCCCCGAGCGUAUCAAGUAUCAAUCGAAUCUUGAGAAAUCGUGCGGCCGAAAGGGCAGCCUCUGAGUACGCCCGAACGGCCACGAUGCUCAACGGGAUGUACCCGGGUUACCCAGGAAUCCCAACAUCCUAUUACUCACCGUCGUUAUUGGGUCAGUUGGCCGCUGGUCAGACUGGACCGCAUCAAACCACGGCCUUGAUGACCUCGGGUCACCAACAUCACUCCGAACUCAUCCGAUCGGCCAAAGAGGACGAUGAGAACAAAAGUCCCCGACCAACCAUUGAUGUGGACGGUCGCUCAGAUGCGGGUAGCUGCUCGGACGAUGAGCGUCCUCAAUUCAGACGCAGCCGCACCUCAUUCAACUCGGAACAGUUGGAAAUGUUGGAGAAAGAGUUCGAAAAGAGCCACUACCCUGACCUGAAAACCCGCGAGGAACUCUCCACCCGGACCAAUUUAAGCGAGGCCCGAAUUCAAGUUUGGUUCUCGAAUCGCCGUGCAAAGUGGAGGCGCCACCAUCGCAUGAGUCUCUUCCGUCCUUUUGAAUUAGGCACACCCACUCACCCCGCCUCAUCGUCCGAUAGUCCAAACAAUGUAGCUGAAACACACUCUCCCCAAGGAUCUCCCGUUGGAGGCGUAUCACCUCCUCCCUCGUUGCACGCCCCUCUAGCUUUGAAUCCCGCUCUUGGGAUCGACUUCACCAAAAUUUUUGCCAAAGCACAAGAAGACAGAAUGAAAUUGGCCAUCGCCUCCAAGGCCAACUAAACAUGUCAAUGAAACCUUUGACGACAUCAUUAAUAUAUCUAAUUAUUGUUUUUGCACAACCACUUGUCACAUAUCACACAAUAAAUUUCUCGUUGUUAAAUAAU